This is a messenger RNA of Lachancea lanzarotensis, 1674 nucleotides long. RefSeq names its product LALA0S08e00980g1_1 (gene PRB1). Lineage: Eukaryota; Fungi; Ascomycota; Saccharomycetes; Saccharomycetales; Saccharomycetaceae. The coding region runs from base 1 to 1674 and encodes 557 amino acids. Gene Ontology annotation, biological process: proteolysis. The transcript has a single exon. Gene Ontology annotation, molecular function: serine-type endopeptidase activity. The record is from RefSeq and is a predicted model, not a curated record.
AUGAAGAUUGAAACCGCACUUCCCGUGGCUUUUGCUGCAGCUGUAGGCUCUGCCUUGGUUUUGCCAGACCUUGAAAAAUCGUCCCAUGACGUUGCUGAACGUAUCACUGGUGCGUUGCAUGCCGGCGAAUCCGUUGUGUCUUCGUUUGCCAAAGAAAUCACCAAAAAUGCUGCUGAGAAGGGCGAAUCCGUCAGGCUCGCCCCAUUCUUCUCUCACAAUGACGUCCAAUACACUGCGAUUCCCCACCGCUACAUUGUGGUAUUCAAGGGCCACGUUUCGCCCCAGGAGGCCGAAUACCACCGUGAAGUCGUUUCCCAGGCUCAUCUGCAAUCGUUGGCAAAGAUUCCGCUUACAGAUUCGUUCUUUGCAGCAACCGGUGGCUAUCCUGGCGAAGAAGACGAAUACGGAGAAUUCAAGGUUUUGGGUAGUGCCAAGACCAUCGAAGGUGGUAUCCAGGACUCCUUUGACCUGGUCGGCCUGCUGCACGGUUACAUCGGGUAUUUCACACAGGAAGUUGUCGAUUUCCUCCGCAUGAACCCUCUUGUCGAGUUGGUAGAGCAGGACUCUAUGGUGUUCUCUCAAGAGUUUGACACCCAAAACGGUGCUCCAUGGGGUCUAUCGCGUAUCUCGCAUCGUGAAAAGCUAAACUUGGGCUCUUUCAACAAGUACUUGUACGACGAUGCUGCCGGAAAAGGUGUCACGUCCUACGUCAUCGACACCGGUAUCAACGUUGAUCACAACGAUUUUGACGGUAGAGCUGUGUGGGGUAAGACAAUCCCUACUAACGACCUCGACCAAGAUGGUAAUGGCCAUGGUACUCACUGCGCUGGUACCAUCGCUUCCAAGCACUACGGUGUUGCCAAAAACGCCGAGGUUGUGGCCGUGAAGGUAUUGAGAUCCAACGGUUCUGGUUCGAUGUCUGACGUUGUGAAGGGUGUUGAAUUUGCUGCCAAAUCUCACCAGGAGGCCGUCAAGAGCAACAAGAAGGGUUUCAAGGGCUCUACCGCAAACAUGUCUUUGGGUGGUGGAAAGUCUCCUGCUCUUGACUUGGCUGUCAACGCCGCUGUCAAAGCCGGUUUGCAUUUCGCCGUAGCUGCUGGUAACGAAAACCAGGACGCCUGUAACACUUCUCCUGCAUCUGCUGAAAACGCCAUCACCGUUGGUGCGUCGACUUUGGCUGACGACAGAGCUUACUUUUCCAACUGGGGUAAGUGUGUCGACAUUUUCGCCCCAGGUCUAAAUGUCUUGUCUACUUACAUCGGUUCUGAGACCGCCACUGCUACCUUGUCUGGUACCUCGAUGGCAUCUCCCCAUGUUGCUGGGCUUUUGACAUACUUUUUGUCUUUGCAGCCCGACUCUGACAGCGAGUUCUUCCAUGCUGCCGGUGGUGUCACCCCUGCACAAUUAAAGAAGAAGUUGAUUGCUUACAGCACCAAGAAUGUUUUGGGAGACUUGCCAGAGGACACUGUGAACUAUCUCAUCUACAACGGUGCUGGACACGACCUCAAGGAGUUCUGGACUGACUAUGCGUUGGACACUGCAAGUGAACCGGAACUUUCUAAGAGCACUGUUGCUGCUGAGUUUGAGGGUUUCAUCGAAGGGUUGACUGAAAAGACAGAUCACAUCAACGAAGAAAUCAGAGAUGUCUUUGACAAGUUGACCGGUCUACUGUAA